CUCGACUUGAAGAGUUAUCUGUUGAGCGGUUCGUCUAACUUACGAAGUGAAAAUGCAGGUGGCAGCUUGUCUUCUCGUGCUGGCUGUGAUGUAUGUUGGGGCUGGUGCCAACACAUGCAGCAGGUCAAACUGGUGGUCCAUUUUUGACACGGCCGGCUCGUCCAAAUGUGAGAACGAAGGAGACUUCAUCGCUGGUUUUUUCAGGAACCUGAUGCCAAAUCCGUCGUCCAACGACUACAUCUACGACCUCGAGGAGGCUGAGUGCUGCACGAGGAACCCGCCGUGGAACAACUCCAAGACGAUGGUGGUCAACGCCGACUGGUGGACCUUGUUUAAUAACAACAACGUCUGGGUCACCUGUCCUGCUGGGUAUUUCCUGAAUGGGCUCUACAGGACAGGGGGGUUCGGUGGGUGGCUGAGCAACAUAGAAGAAGGCAGAUGUUCUAAACCAGCCGGGCACCCGGCGUCGUACGGCCACUGUUAUGAUAUGGACAUUUCAAGCUGUUUCGAUGAUAAAAAUUUAUGCCGGUGUAACGCUGAUUACUACGUGACUGGGCUGUAUAAAAGUUCCUGCGACAAACUGUAUUGUUUAGACGGGUUGAGAUGCUGUACGACAGUCCCCGUUCAAGAGGAUGUGGACAGUUUUGAUGCAUUGAAGACCCGGGUAAUGGAAACGACACAGAUGGAAUUGGCAUACCUGGCGCAUUAUCUUGGUUUUGCUUGGUCUUACGGCUGUAACGCUCACUUCGUCGGGGAAGAUUUUGUGCGGAACUACGACUCGUGGGAGGCGCAGAGGAGUUCACGGUGCACGGGGUACAGGAACGAUCUGAGACUGAACAUCACCUACGGGAACUGGAGCUUCGAGAUCAAAGACAUCAGGUACGGAGCCCCGCUUAUACAAGAGAUGCAACAGCCGGAGCUGAUGGACUCGGGAGUGUUGUACAACGACGAACCCACCCCAGCGACCAAGACCAUCAUCAGAUCUGUGAAUAACUCCAAAGUCUUCACACACUCCGCUUACAGCGAUUGGCGAAACUUCCCAAACUAUACCAUUCAGCAAAGUUCCUCGCCGUUUACCUAUGGGAAUCUUUUCGGGCAGCAAGGAUACAUCUUCAAUGGCACCAGCAGUAUGAACGAAGCUGAGGAAGAGAGAACCAACACCUUUUCCGUAUCCUCAUCCAAGACGCUCCUACCCAACACCGCAGCGAAAUGGUACUUCUUCGUCGUUAAAACGCGAACGGCUUUGACCUACACGGCCGAAAUCGUUGUCAAAUUCUCCACAAAUUUCAACAGCUUCCUACGCGGGGUGGGUUCUGCCACCGCAACAAACUACCACACCACUUACUUCAACACCAGCGAUCGUCCAAACUACAACUACACAUUCGGCGAUGCCAGCACCCCCUUCUACAAAGCACUGAAGCAGCAAAGCUACGGCAACUUGGCGCCCUGGCUGUGGAACGAUAUGAAAAUGGCUUUUCCGGAAGCGUCGAAACUAAUCAACGAUUUGACCAACGAGGACAGGUACGUGUUCAAGAUCAAGGGCCGGUUCGAGAACAUCCUAGGAGCCCAUGCUGAGUUCAGGUGGGACGACCAGACCCCUGUUUCAGCUGUUGAUGCCACGCAACCUGUCAGCACCAAUGGCACCAGCCAGGCCAAGAUGAACGUCCCCGUCAUCGUUCUUUAAAUUUGUUUCUUAAAGUUUCUUUAAAAAAAAAAAGCCCGAAUUAUGUUUACCGUUUUUCUUCUUCUCCCCUUCCCCACUUAAAAAACUUUUUAAACUUUCAAACUUUAGUAGUCUUUUUAGUUUUACUUUGUACCUAUUUUUCACCUCCUGUCUCCACUUAAUUAAACACAUUUGAUACUUUCAAUCUUUAGUCUGUUUAUUUAAAUUAUGUUCCAAUAUUUAUCUUCCCCUCCUCCGCUUAAUUAAAC
This is a messenger RNA of Physella acuta, 1932 nucleotides long. RefSeq lists its product as uncharacterized. The record is from RefSeq and is a predicted model, not a curated record. NCBI's taxonomy places the organism in Eukaryota, Metazoa, Mollusca, Gastropoda, Physidae.